Molecule: messenger RNA, 1364 nt
Organism: Chelonus insularis
Lineage: Eukaryota; Metazoa; Arthropoda; Insecta; Hymenoptera; Braconidae
Product: protein AAR2 homolog
Exons: 5
Coding region: 25-1173 (382 amino acids)
Biological process (GO): spliceosomal tri-snRNP complex assembly
Source: RefSeq, a predicted model, not a curated record
UAUCAAAACAGUUUUAUAUUUGAAAUGGAAAAAAACUUAAAAGAUGUGGAGAUGAUCCCUGAAAUUGCAAAAUAUUUAUUUGAAAAUGGUGCAACAUUAAUUAUCGACAAUGUUCCUCCAGGAACAGAUUUCGGGAUAGAUUUAAAAUCGUGGAAAACAGGAGACAAAUUUAAAGGUAUUAAAAUGAUCCCUCCUGGAAUACACUUUAUACAUUAUAGUGCUACUGAUGCAUAUGGAGAUGCUGCUCCAAGAGUCGGCUUUUUCCAUAACUUUCAUGAAAAAGAAAUCGUUGUAAAACGUUGGAGUAUAACAGAUGAAGAAGUUCAUAUGGAAGAUUUAGAUAAUGAAAUAAUACAUCGAUUUAAAGAUAAUCUACGUGAACUAGACAGAUUUUUGGGACCUUAUCCAUAUGACAUCAGUCAAUAUUGGAGAGAGUUAACAAGUAAAAUUAAUCGAACUAUUGUUGAUCGAUGUCAACCUACCUGUAGAAUUAUUAGAUCAGCUCUGGAAUUGGAAAAUUUUGAUGAUGCUACUCGAUCACGAUCAACUGAUCCUAAAGCAGUUCAAAAACCUACUAAUAGAUUCACUGUAGGAACAAAAGCAGAAUCAUUACUGCCUAAUUUAAAACCAAAACCUGGAACAGAACUUAGAUUUACUCCAUUACCUGAAAGAAACUAUCCUGAGAACGCUACUCCUGCUGAAAUAACUCAACAUUGUUUAGAUUCUUCAUAUACUUUGAAUCUUAUUCUUCAAAAAAUGAAUGACCCAAUGGAAAUAAUUGGAGAACUCCAAUUUGCAUUCAUUUGUUUUUCAAUAGGUCAAAGUUUAGAAGCUUUUGAUCACUGGAAAAAAUUAAUCAGUUUAAUUUGUCAUACGGAAAAACUUAUUUCAGAACGUCUAAAGCUGUUUAUUGAGUUUCUGAAAACUAUUGAAAUACAAUUAUCACAUGUAUCACAUGAUAUUCUUUGUGAUAUAGUUGACAGUAAUAAUUUAAUUUAUCAGAAUUUACGAAAAUUAUUUUCAACAAUUGAACUCAAUACAAACAUUGAUGGAAGAUUGAAAUCUGAAUCUUUACGCAUGCGUGAACGUUUACAAACAAAAUUCUCUUGGAGCUUUUCUGAUUUAUUGGACGAAGAUGCUGAUGAAAAACCAGUAGUUGUAACAAUGGAUUGAGGAUGUUUAUGUCAAUUGUUUCAUGUUAUUAUGUGUUUUGUUUAUUGUUGUGUAUUGAGGAAUAUUUUUUCCUGUUUACUAUAGUACUACAAUUUUACUAUAGUAAAGUCUAUUUAUGAUACUAUACUAAAAUUAUUUUCUGUAAAAAAGUAAAUACGGCAUGUAAAUAAAGUUGGUUUUGUAUUUUUAAA